Molecule: messenger RNA, 3824 nt
Organism: Heteronotia binoei (common prickly gecko)
Lineage: Eukaryota; Metazoa; Chordata; Lepidosauria; Squamata; Gekkonidae
Gene: TECPR1
Product: tectonin beta-propeller repeat containing 1
Cellular component (GO): membrane
Source: RefSeq, a predicted model, not a curated record
UUGGCUUGAGCUGGAACUGGAAAUUGAACUGCCAUUCCAGGGACUGGAUUCGACCCCGGGCUGACGCCCGCCCCCUCCGCCUUCCAGCCAUGACGUCGUCUGCUUCUCUCCUAUGGGCCGUUGACAUCUUCGGCAGGGUCUACACUCUUUCGACGGCGGGCCAGUACUGGGAAAUCUGCAAGGACGGGCAGCUGGAGUUCAAGAGGGUUUCUGCCGUCAAGGAGUGUUGUUGGGGAAUCGCUUGUGACCAUCAGGUGCACGUCUAUGUCCACUCCAGCGACGUCCCGAUCAGGUACCAGGAAGAAACCUACGAAAACCAGCGCUGGAACCCGGUGAUCGGUUUCUGCGAGAAACUCCUGCCCAGCGACCGCUGGCAGUGGAGCGAUGUGAGCGGGCUGAAGCAUCAGAAGCUGGAGAGCUUCACGCUGCCCUCACCCCAUUGGGAGUGGGAGUCUGACUGGUACGUGGAUGAGAAUUUUGGAGGGGAGCCCACAGAGAAAGGGGGCUGGACGUAUGCCAUCGACUUUCCAGCAACCUACACAAAGGACAAGAAGUGGAAUUCCUGCGUUCGACGCAGGAGGUGGAUUCGGUACAGGAGAUACAAGGCGCGAGAUACCUGGGCAAAGAUCCCGUCCCAGGAGGAUCCCAGGCAGCUGCCGGAUCCUUUCAACGAUCUUUCAGUUGGAGGAUGGGAGAUCACCGAUGAGCCCGUGGGGCGUCUGUCUGUCUGGGCUGUCAGCCUGCAAGGAAAGGUUUGGUACAGAGAGAAUAUCUGCCAUCACAAUCCCGAAGGUUCGUCGUGGUCCUUGAUCGCAACCCCCGGGGAGGUCGUUCAGCUCAGCUGCGGCCCCUACGAUCUCCUCUGGGCGACUCUUUGGGAAGGGCAGGCGAUCGUGAGGGAAGGGAUCGACAGGAACAACCCGCGAGGGCUCUCGUGGACCGUCGUGCAGCCUCCUGUGCCGGAGAAUGCCAUUUCUCACGUGUCUGUAGGUGUGAAUGUGGUGUGGGCAGUUACCAAGGACAACAAAGUUUGGUUCAGAAGAGGGGUCAACUCGCACAAUCCUUGUGGCACCAGCUGGAUUGAGAUGGUUGGGGAGAUGAUGACGGUGAAUGUGGGGCUGAACGACCAGGUGUGGGGUAUCAGCUGUGAAGACCGAGCGGUUUAUUUCCGGCAAGGAGUCACCCCGAGCGAGUUGAGUGGGAAGGCCUGGAAGGCGAUUGUGUGCAGCCGUGAUACGGAUCGCUCUCAGACUGGAAGCUCCUCCAGUCUCCUCAGCGCUGGCUGCUUUUUCACGGAUAAUAUCAAGGAGCAAAGCGGGUCACUUUUCCGGAGCGACGGAGAUUUUCUGUCUGACACUGAGGUGCCCUCGGCCAUCACUGACCCUUGCCUUCCUAGCGUCGCUGAAGGCAGCAACGGAAACGAGGAGGCCGACCGAGCGGCGGACUUCCGGGCAGACCCAAGUGCGGAUCCUGCGCCCACCCCUCCUGAAGAAGCUAGUUCCGCUUCUGAACCAAAGCUCGCUGCUGACACGGAAGAACCUUCCUCCAGUCAGGAUUCCCACCCAGCGGAACUCCAGUGGACAAACAUCGACUUGAAGGAGGCCGGCCGGAGCCCUGCGCUUUCGGCCAGCGCCUUGGCAGAGACAUCCAGCCUGUCCUCCUUCGGCACGUUGCCACUCGGUGUGGAGGAUCGUUACGGGGCUGACGAGCAUCCCUUGUGGGCCUGGGUCUCUGGCGGAGGCUGCCUGGUGGACUUGCACACCGCCCUGAAGUGGUUCACGAUACAGUCAGGCUUAUCCUCCUCGGGUCAGUCCCUCUGUCUGUCCAUCACCCCGGCACAGACUACAGCGUGGCGCAAGCAGAUCUUCCAGCAGCUGGCGGAAAGAACCCGGCGGGAGCUGGAGAACUUCCGACACUAUGAACAGGCUGUUGAGCAGUCGGUGUGGGUCAAAACGGGCACGCUACAGUGGUGGAGAACCUGGAAGCCGUAUAAGUGGAUUGACGUCCGGGUGGCCCUGGAGCAGUUCACAGGAAAUGAUGGGACUCAGGACAGCAUCCUUUUCAUCUAUUACGUCCAGAUGGAAGAGAAGAAGUAUCUCCACGUGUUCCUCAAUGAAGUCACCAUCUUGGUUGAGAUCUUGAAUGAAGCCAAACACUCCUUCGCGCUCUACACCCCGGAAAGGACGAAGCAACGUUGGCCAAUCCGUCUGGCAGCUGCCACAGAACAGGAAAUGCACGACUGGCUGGCUCUGCUGAGCAUGUCCUGUUGUGAAAGCCGGCGGAUCAAGGGACCUCCAUCUCCUCAAGCCAUUUGGUCAGUGACCUGCAAGGGGGACAUCUUUGUCAGCGAACCCACGCCUGCUGAGGCAGCAGCUCACCCCAUGCCCUGCGACCAGAUGUUCUGGCGACAGAUUGGGGGACAUUUCCGAGUGAUUGAAUCCAACAGCCGUGGAAUAGUGUGGGGCGUGGGGUACGACCACACCGCCUGGGUUUAUACUGGAGGAUACGGAGGUGGUUUCUUUUCAGCCUUCCUCUCUCGCCCACGAGGGGGUGGCGGAGGGCAGGGGCUGCCGACCGAUCGGUACAUGUGGAGCGAUGCAUCUGGCCUGCAGGAAUGCACAAAGGCAAACACCAAGCCUCCGUCGCCACAGUGGUCGUGGGUGUCUGAAUGGGCCAUCGAUUUUAGCGUUUCAGGUGGAACCGACCGUGAAGGCUGGCAGUACGCGGCUGACUUUCCAGCGUCUUAUCAUGGACACAAAACAAUGAAGGACUUUGUCCGGCGGAGGCGGUGGGCCAGGAGAUGUAAGAUCAUCACCAGCGGCCCUUGGCUGGAAGUCCCCCCCAUAGCCUUAUGGGACAUCUCCAUCAUCCCCGAGUCGCCCGCCACCCAAGAGGAAUGCGUCGCUCUCUGGGCCAUCAGCAACAAGGGAGACGUGCUCUGCCGGCUGAACGUCACUCCUCAGAAUGCGGCUGGAUCUUCUUGGCUGCAUGUGGGGACCGACCAGCCGUUCAUCUCGGUAUCCAUCGGAGGGUUCCACCAGGUCUGGGCGGUCGCUCGAGAUGGCUCCGCAUUCUACCGUGGCUCGGUCUCAUCAAAGAAACCAGAAGGGGACUGCUGGUACCACAUACGUGCCCCUCCAAAGCAGAAGUUAAAACAAGUUUCUGUCGGACGAACCGCCGUGUUUGCAGUAGAUAAAAACGGUAACCUCUGGUAUCGUCAAGGAAUCACACCAAACUACCCGCAGGGAUCCAGCUGGGAACACAUUUCCAACAAUGUCCGGAAAGUUUCCGCUGGGCCUUUGGACCAGGUCUGGGUGAUCGCCGACAAAGUGCAGGGGAGCCACAGCCUGAGUUGCGGAACCGUCUGUCACCGGACCGGAGUCCAGCCGAUGGAGCCCAAAGGGCUGUCCUGGGACUACGGCAUUGGGGGAGGAUGGGAGCACAUUAGCAUCAGAGGGAAUGCUACCGAAUUCUCCAAAAAGACAUCCCGGGAAACCACGGCAGAACAUCCGGUUGAACCCACUGGUUCCGAAGCUGGAGAGAGUGAAGGGAGAGGCGACCUUCCGCAGUCCACCCUCUUGGUGGAGGAAGACGCCUUGGUGGACAGAAAUGCCGUUCAGUGUUAACGGGCCUUCGUUCGAGAGAGACCGGCCAUGGCAUGAUCUUCCCCUCCUGCCUUCCUCUAUUUCUGCCCGCCCCAGGUAACGUGAAGGUGUGGCCGAGCCAUGCGGAACACCCGUCUGAACGCUCGGUCUCUGCGCAGAGAGGGAAGGAUGAGAAACCAUUGCUACUAGCGAACGACAAUGCGAACGGCCGAGGGCUGU